CGCGUGAAUCAUACGUCUGCCGGCAGUGCUCUGCAAGGGAGAAGAAGAACGGUUUCAUCAUUGUUUGAAAUAAUUUAUGCUUAAAUUGAACAAGUGUCGUUUGUGGCGCUUAGCUGGCAACUGGAGCAGAACUAUGGGCAGCAAACAGGCGCAGAAUGAGGACAACAAACUAGACACAUUUCGCCACAUUUGCGAUGAAAUUGCGGGCGAGUCGAGUUAUUUGCGAAAAGUUGAGAAACUGGAACACUUCUUCAAGAAGGGCAGCAGCGGCUCGGGCUUCCAAGGCGACACUCUGCAGUGGGUGCAGUUCCUUAUACCGGGCGCUACGCAACGCGUCUACAAUUUGCAAAACAAAGCGUUGCUAAAGUUAUUUGCUCGCAUUCUGCAUGUUGAUCAACAGCAAAUGAAUCUGGACCUGGAGCAGGAUGGUGAUAUUUCGGAGACGCUACGCAAACACUUUGCCGGCUCGAGCAAACUGAAGCCGCAGGCACAAAGCAAGCUCUACUUGCAUGAAGUGGAAACGCUUCUCUGCCAACUGGAGCAGCGUACCAAGGAGGAUGAGCAAACAGAGGUGCUGCACGCGUUGUGUAAGCAGGCAACAGAUCUGGACUUGCGCACGUUCAUCCGGCUCAUUAAACAGGAUCUGCGCAUUAAUGCACGAGCCAGACACAUACUGGACGCAUUUGGGCCGCAGGCCUAUCCAGCGUAUCAAUCCUCUCGCGAUCUAACGGCCAUUGUGGAGAACUUUGCUGGCAGCCAGGAUACAUCCACGGCUCCCAAAACUCCUGCAAAGGCAGCCGGUGGUAAGAAGAUGAAGGUGGCAUCAAGCGGUAUACAAGUAAUGACGCCUGUUUCACCCAUGCUGGCCAAUGCCUGCAAGUCUGUGGAGGAGGCAUUCAAGAAGAAUCCUGACGGAUUGUACAGCGAAAUUAAAUACGAUGGAGAAAGAGUGCAAAUACACAAGCAGGGCGAUGAAUUCAAGUUCUUCAGUCGCAAUCUCAAACCUGUGAUGGAUCACAAAAUCAAAGAUCUAAAGGAUUAUAUACCUCGUGCCUUUCCCGGUGCCGACGAUAUGAUACUCGACUCAGAAAUCAUACUGGUGGACACCGAGACAGGAAGCUUGCUUCCCUUUGGCACGCUUGGCGCGCACAAAAAGCACACAUUUGAGAAUGCCUCGGUGUGUCUCUUUGUCUUCGAUUGCUUGCUCUACGAUGGUGAUGAUCUGACACAGGUUGAAUUUCGUAAGCGUCGCGAGAUUCUGGAGAAAAACAUUAAGCCAAUCAAAUCUCAUGUACAGUUGUCCGAAUCGGAGUUUCUAAAGACCAAGAAAGAGUUGGCCCUGAUGACGGCCAAGGUGCUGCAAGCCAAUCUGGAGGGUGUUGUUCUGAAGAAUCCCGCUGGCACCUAUCAGCCGGGCAAACGGAAUUGGCUUAAAGUGAAAAAAGAUUAUCUUUUUGGUGGCAAAAUGGCCGACACGGCGGAUUUGGUUGUGCUGGGCGCGUGGUAUGGCUCUGGAAAAAAGGGCGGUGUGCUUAGCAUUUUUCUGAUGGGCUGCUUUGAUGCACGCGAUCAUCUUUGGAAGACAGUUACCAAGGUACACUCUGGCCUCGAUGAUGUCACCAACGAUGAUGUACACGAAGCACUGAUGAAGCUUACAGAUCGCGCCGAUGCCAACAAGAUUCCCAGCUGGUUACUUUGCAAGAAAGCACUCGUACCCGAUGUACUGGCUAAGGUGCCAGAGCAAAUGCCCGUGUGGGAGAUCACGGGCGCCGAAUUCACGCAAUCCGAGGCACACACAGCAGCUGGCAUCUCCAUACGCUUUCCACGCAUCACCCGACUGCGCAGCGAUAAAAGCGCAAUGCAAGCAAAUGAUUUGGAGCACCUGGAACAACUUUAUGCCGCCUCCAAGCAAAACGUGAAUGUGGAUCUGCUAUUGGCUAACAGUGAGCCGGAUAGUAAUGAUACUUUGGAGAACAAACUUAAGGUAGAGAAGACGCCGACAAAGAGCAAAACAAUUAAAGCAUCACUAACAAGCAGCAGCAAAAAGGCAAAGAGAUCGAAAAAUGACACUGAUGAUGAAGAAGCAGCGCCUUCAAAAGGACGUAGCACACGAAAAAUGUCUAAGUUAGAAGCACCAUCGUCCGCAUCACAAGGAAAUCUGAAAGAUUUCUUCAAGCCCAAAGCGAUAAAAACGGAAGUAAAAAAUGAGCCCACAUCCAAUUCCAGCAAAUCUCCGGAGCUACUUAAAAGCGAGAGUAGUAAAUUGUUUAGUGGUCUUCUGGCAAACUUUUCUGUUGAUGCAGCCCAGAGCAAAUACAUGGAUGAGUUUGUGCGUCAUGGUGGCACAUUGACAAUGAAUACACAAAAGGCUUCCUUGGUAUUUCAUGAUGUAACCAGAAGUGUGGAUUUAACGCAGCUGAGGCCCCUCUACCAUCGCAGCUGUCGUCAUCUCAGUGUAAAAUGGCUGGAAACAUCAAUACGGGCCAAGACUUUGCAGCCUUAUCCACUCUAUGCCUUAAUAUUGAAAUCGUAGCCAAAAUUAUAUAUGAUUAGUGCUUCAAUGUUUUUGAUAACCUGCCUGCAACGAUUCUCUUUCAACUUAUAAAUAAGAAUGUACAUUUUUGUUGAAUGUUAAUAAUUUUUAAAAGCAAUGUAUUGUAGCAAUAUUUUUUAAAUUAUAUUCUUGCUUUUAUUUAAAUCUGUGAUCCAUGAGGAUGAUAUCACCUUUUUCGUUGUCAGCAGCACACAAUUUUAUGCUGAAAAAUUUAAAACUAAAAAAAUAAUUUAGAUGUGCAGUGUAGAAUGUAAACCUCAAGUGCAUAGAAUGUAAACCUCAAGUGACCUGUUAUACGUCAAACAAUUGGGACUGUUUAAUCAUGUCCGUAUCUACUUUGAUACAGCCAUGCAAUACACGCAAAAUAUAUAUGAA
Molecule: messenger RNA, 2929 nt
Organism: Drosophila grimshawi
Lineage: Eukaryota; Metazoa; Arthropoda; Insecta; Diptera; Drosophilidae
Gene: DNAlig3
Product: DNA ligase 3
Exons: 4
Coding region: 77-2533 (818 amino acids)
Biological process (GO): DNA biosynthetic process; DNA recombination; double-strand break repair via alternative nonhomologous end joining
Cellular component (GO): DNA ligase III-XRCC1 complex
Molecular function (GO): DNA ligase (ATP) activity; ATP binding; DNA binding
Source: RefSeq, a predicted model, not a curated record